AUGGCUGACGACUAUAACAACUCUUCUACCCUCGGCUUGACUUUCGAGUCAACCCAGUACGGUUACUCGAAUAACGCAAGCUCUGUCACCGAGGAAGGCUACCCUUUGGCGCAGACCCAACCCCUCACAGCCAUUGAGGAGGGUAUCAAUAACCUAGAGGGCAUGGUCAACUUCGAUCAUAUGCACGCGUACGAGCACUUUCCCGAGCGCCCCCCACCCGAUAUCCGUGUCGACACCACCAUGAGCGGAUCAAGCUACCGCGGCGGGCCCUUCUAUUCGCCAGAGACCCCACACACCCCGAGCCAGUACUCCGCCACCAUGUCACCGAUGUCGAACACUCUUUCUUCUCCUACCCGGUCCGGCCCCGUCACGCCUGCCAACCAGCAAUCUCAAGGCCUCUAUCCGCCUUCAUUCGCGGUUGCUUCUCCCAACAACACCUACCAGGCGGACUACAAUCACAACAUGUACAAUAUGCACCACAAUGUCAAGCAGGAGUCGAGCUCCCCGUACUUGACGCAUCCAGGUCGUCUUCGCUCGGCUUCUGACGCGUCAUCGUCUUCCUUUCACCGCUACUCUUCCUACUCGUCUGCUUCAGCAUCGCCGUACCAUGGUCCCGCCCCAGCAUUUCCGCCCAGCUCGCCUGUUGCUGCGCGCGGCGCCACCUACUUCAGCCGCGACAUGGCCCCUGGCCGUGGGCGCAUGAUCCCUCAAUCCAAGUACCGGCCGCACACAGCAGCGGAUCGCGAUCGCUACGUCAACAAGAUCCAGUUGCACGAGCCAGUUCACUUCAACACCACGGACCCGGCCGUCGUUGGCAUCACCCUCUCCGAUGCUCUGGCUGGCAAGUAUCAGCAGCUCGAUGGUCGCGAUGACCGGCUCUUCCUACAGUGUGGCCCGUCGAUCUCCAUCCGUAUCAAUUGGGCAGGAUGUUACCCUCCGUGGUCGCGACAGAUUCCCACGCGCGACUUCAAGAACCCGCCAGGGCCCGUCACGCGUUCCAAGGUGGCGAAGAAUGUGGCCCGCUCGGUGCAGCGCUUCAUUGACGAGAUGAACAACAAGGCGCUCGAGGAUGACGCGGACCCCAGCUGGGCUGUUGGGCGUGUGCGCAACGGCAUCGUCCUCGAGGACCUCGCGCUCGUCCGCCUCGAGCACGUUUCCAAAGGAAGCUGGCAGGCGCAUCUCUGCUUCGCCAGCGCAAGCAUCGAGAAAGGCCCUCUUUAA
Molecule: messenger RNA, 1221 nt
Organism: Peniophora sp. CBMAI 1063
Lineage: Eukaryota; Fungi; Basidiomycota; Agaricomycetes; Russulales; Peniophoraceae
Source: the annotation of a GenBank genome assembly